Trichoderma virens Gv29-8 is the source of this 1900-nucleotide messenger RNA. RefSeq names its product glycoside hydrolase family 16 protein. The record is from RefSeq and is a predicted model, not a curated record. Gene Ontology annotation, molecular function: glycosyltransferase activity; hydrolase activity, hydrolyzing O-glycosyl compounds. Lineage: Eukaryota; Fungi; Ascomycota; Sordariomycetes; Hypocreales; Hypocreaceae. Gene Ontology annotation, cellular component: fungal-type cell wall. The transcript has 2 exons. Gene Ontology annotation, biological process: fungal-type cell wall organization; carbohydrate metabolic process. The coding region runs from base 184 to 1557 and encodes 457 amino acids.
GGCCAGAGGAAAGCUAUACUCUCUCUAUCUACCUAUCAUAUACAGUUGAUGCACUCCUUGUCGCUGUAUCCGACCUCAUCCUGUUCUCCGGCGCAUCGAAAGCCUUGCAACUUUUAAUACCCACGCCGUUUUUUUAUAUCCUAUACCCUUCAUUCUGUCACAAACCUCGACUGCACCGCCAAAAUGCGGUACUUGAGCGGCCUCCUUACGGCCGCCCCUUUGUUGGGCCUCGUUUCUGCCCAGGUUUCCACAAGCUGUAACCCGUUGAACUCUACCGAUUGUCCUACCGAUCCUGGUUUCAACACCGACUACACUUUCAACUUCAACACUACGCCGUCUUAUGAGCUAUGGGAGACCACCGCUGGAUCCGUCUCUUAUGACGGCGAGACUGGUGCCGCCUUCACCAUCAACAAGCAGGGUGACUCGCCCACCAUCCGAACCCUCUUCUACUUCUUCUUCGGCCGCGUUGAGCUCUUCCUCAAGGUCGCCCCUGGUGUGGGCAUCGUCAGCUCUGCCAUGUGGCUGAGUGACGAUCUUGACGAGGUCGACUGGGAGUUCCUUGGUGUCAACAACACCGCCGCCUCCACCAACUAUUUCGGAAAGGGUUUCCAGGACUACCACAAUGCCGGUGUCUAUACCACGAAAGAUAACCAGGCCGACUACCUCAACUAUACCACCGUCUGGACCAAGGAGGGCAUUGAUUGGUACAUCGACGGCCAGCACGUCCGUAACCUCACACCCGAUGCUGCCAACAAGACCCGAAACUACCCCCAAACCCCCAUGAGACUGUCUCUCGGUAUCUGGGCCGGUGGUGACCCGUCUCUGCCGAAUGGUACCCGUGAAUGGGCCGGUGGUACUACCGACUACUCCAAGGGUCCCUUCACCAUGUACAUCAAGAGUGCUCGCAUCACCGAUUAUGGCGGUGGUUCCGAGUACGCCUAUGGUGAUACUUCCGGUUCAUGGGAGAGCAUCAAGGUGACUGGCGGAAACUCCACCGCCUACAAGGCCAUUCACGAAGUCCAAACCCCCAAGCUGUCUGUCAGCCAGAAAUGGGCCAACCUCCCCGCUGGAGCCAGAAUCGCUGUGUACGCGGCGGCUGGUGUUGUUGGCGCCGUCCUCAUUGGAGCUCUGCUCUGGUACUGCAUCAAGCAGCGCCAAGUGGGUGCCCGCGAGGCCCGACUGCAAAAUGAAAUGGAAAAGAUGGACCGUAUGGAACUCGACAAACUGAAGCGCGAAGGCGUUGAUCCGGACGCGUAUACUGACUACGAUUCUCGCAGUAUGAGGAAAGAAGGCGUCGUCACGUCUGAUGCGCCCCCAGCAAGCGUCGGCCCUCUGGACAGCAAAGGUUGGUCAGCCGUCAACAUAGAAUCCCCCAUGCAGUCGCCCGCCCCGUUCCUCAACAAGGGCGCUGGUGAUGCCGCCGGAGGGGACCAUCCCGGAAGCCCUGGAUCUCCUGCCCCGUCACACCCUGGCCCCGCGAGAGGCUCCACGGCUCCCAUCCGGACAUUCAGUGCGAGCCACUCCGGUUACCAAGGACUCCCCGGCGGAGAAGUCUAAGCGGCAAACGUCAUGAAAUGGAAAAGAAGCGGUGAUUUUGACUUUUUUGUUACUCAGAGGGAAAUGGGGGCCAUACAGCGCGUGGAUGAACUUUUGCGUCUUUUUUCCAAAGAGGUCUCAAUGACUUGUUCUUUCGUGUUUGACUUUGCCUCCAUACCUUUGGAUGGCGUUUAGGUGUUGAGCUAGAAAGGGGAUGUAUGGCAUUAUGGACACUUUUAUUUUAUUUUUUAUUUUGACCACACAUUUUGCCCCCCUUGGGGCUUUUUCAACCAGAAAAAAAUCUUGCAUAUAAUUCAGCCUUGGUCGUGGGAAUGAACAUAUUUCAAUUACAACAUCCUUAUUG